Molecule: messenger RNA, 1041 nt
Organism: Suillus subaureus
Lineage: Eukaryota; Fungi; Basidiomycota; Agaricomycetes; Boletales; Suillaceae
Exons: 8
Coding region: 1-1041 (346 amino acids)
Biological process (GO): peptidyl-threonine phosphorylation
Cellular component (GO): cytoplasm
Molecular function (GO): protein serine/threonine kinase activity
Source: RefSeq, a predicted model, not a curated record
AUGAUCUACCAGCCCAAUUCUACUUCCAAUGGGGUGUAUCGCACCAACGCGUCGCUGGAUAUCAUGUUCCUCCAAGACGCUACAGGGAGUCAACAGCAGUAUAUCGACACUGCGCGCAACGGGAUCACCCAGAUUUGCAAUACACUUUUAUCUGGGGGGAAAAUCGCUCCAGACAAUCUCAGACUUGGUCUUAUUGCCUUCCGCGACCAUCCUCCUCAAGAACACAGCUUCAUCAUCCAGGAAUAUCCUUUCACGUCCGAUUUUGGAAAUUUUGCGUCUAACUUAACCAGCUUAACAGCGGCAGGCGGUGGAGAUGAACCUGAUUCUCAGAGCGAUGCUUUGUCCGCUGCCUACAAGGCUGACUGGAGGGACGAAGCGACAAAGGUUGUGGUGCUGAUUACUGAUUCACCCCCGCAUGGAAUUGGAGAGGACGGAGACGCCUUCCCUGAGGGGUGUCCGCUUCAAAUUGACCCGCUCCGUGUUGCGGCGAGCAUGGGAAAAGCUGGCAUCACUCUGUAUGUGAUUGCGUGCGAGCCUGCUCUGAGCCACAAUUACAAGAGAGCACGUGCUUUCUACCAAGGAUUGGUUAAGAAAACCGGUGGGAGAGUGGUCAACCUCGGCGAUCUCAGCGUGCUGCCCACUCUCAUCGCUGGUUCCGCCUUAGAAGCAGUCGACAGCGAGAUUUACGUAGCCAAGCAUCAGGCUGAAGUUCGCAGCAUGGCGAACGAUCAGAAGAUGAACGCCAGCGAAAUUUCUCUGAAGCUACACAGGAAAUUCGUGGCUGCAAGCAUCCAACACAGCACCCUCGUUGUCGAUAAUAUGUACGAACAGCGUACGCAAGGAGAUCGGAAUGCCGACAUAUGGUUUGAUGCUGAGAAUCUUGACGAAGCGAAGAUGAAUAUUCAGGAGGUUGAAGGCAAUCAUAUUCUCGCAAAGUACCAGACUCCUGGGGUAGGGCAAUUAGCUGCUAUAGAGACGCAGCCGAUCAGCUUGGCUCAGGUCGAGACUGUCGUUCAGAAGUGUCUUGUGAGAGAAUUGUGA